AUGGUCUGCAGAUUCUUUAAACAAAUAUCGUCUAGAGGGAAGAGAAGCCACAAUAUAGACGGAUUAAAGUACACAGCUAUCAAUCCAAUAGCAGAUGUUUCUCCUUGCCUCAACAACGGGGCCCAGCCCGCAACCGCCUCUUCCGAUUUUAAUGCUUUCCCCUCCGGUUGGCAAACAGCUCUUACCAAAACAAAAGAGGAAUAUUUCAAGAGAGCCAACUGGAUUAACGACCCAGAAGUUAAGGCUGCAGCAAGGGGUUAA
Molecule: messenger RNA, 261 nt
Organism: Nezara viridula (southern green stink bug)
Lineage: Eukaryota; Metazoa; Arthropoda; Insecta; Hemiptera; Pentatomidae
Source: the annotation of a GenBank genome assembly